GGUCAUAACCCACUUCCCACCUCAAUUCAAUUCAUAGGCUAUAGGCUAUAGGCUAUAGGCUAUAGCUAGUAGUUCCUUGAUUAUUAUUCCCCAAGAAAUUAAGAAAGGGGAUGAAUUAGACGAACUUUUUAUCGAUCUAUUUGGGGGAAGGAUUUGGGAUCGAUCGAUGAGCAUAAUGGCCGCCACGGCCGUCUUCUCUCUUUCUCCUCAUCCUCUGAUUUCCUUCUUAUACUCGUUGUAUCCAAUAUUAAUGACAACGAUGAGGACGGAGGCACGACCACCCAACUUUGGGAAUUGGGGGGUUUCUUCUCUGGUGACGCAAGAGAUAUUCAACGCCAUCUUCCUCCAUAGGGAUGACAAUGUCUGCCCUGCCAACAACUUCUACACUUACCACUCUUUUAUCCAAGCCACCGCCUGCUUCCCUUCAUUUGGCAACUCUGCUUGUUUAUCUACUCGCAAGCGCGAGAUCGCUGCUUUUCUCGCUCAAAUCUCCCAUGAGACCACAGGAGGAUGGGCUACAGCACCUGAUGGGCCCUAUACGUGGGGAUUGUGCUUUAAGGAGGAAGUGAACCCACAAAGUGAUUACUGUGACUCCACCAACAAGGAAUGGCCUUGCUAUCCUGGCAAAUCUUACAAAGGCCGAGGACCCAUUCAGCUCUCCUGGAAUUACAACUAUGGACCAGCGGGAAAAGCCUUGGGCUUCGACGGUCUGAGGAACCCAGAGUUGGUAUCCAACAACUCCUUGACUGCUUUCAGGACUGCUCUCUGGUUCUGGAUGACGUCCCAGCCUCCCAAGCCCUCUUGCCAUGAUGUAAUGGUCGGACGUUAUGUCCCAAACCAAGUCGACUUGGAUGCCAAUCGUACGGUUGGGUUCGGCUUCGUUACUAACAUAAUCAAUGGUGGACUCGAAUGCGGUAGGCCCAAUGAUGCACGUGUCAACGAUCACAUUGGCUAUUUCCAGAGAUACGCCAAGCUCUUCAAUGUGGACCCUGGUCCUAACUUGGAUUGUGCCUAUCAGAAAUCCUUUGCUUAAAAUUUCUCUCUUCCAACUUGAAGAGUUGUUGUCUAUCAAGAAAUUACUUAAUAAAGAAUGCUGCUGCUGCUAGAGUUAUAUGUUUUUCAUUGGAA
This is a messenger RNA of Macadamia integrifolia, 1128 nucleotides long. Its product is annotated as chitinase 10-like. Gene Ontology annotation, molecular function: chitinase activity. The transcript has 3 exons. The record is from RefSeq and is a predicted model, not a curated record. Bases 167 to 1033 code for a protein of 288 amino acids. Gene Ontology annotation, biological process: cell wall macromolecule catabolic process; carbohydrate metabolic process; chitin catabolic process. NCBI's taxonomy places the organism in Eukaryota, Viridiplantae, Streptophyta, Magnoliopsida, Proteales, Proteaceae.